AAUAAUGAAUUUUGGGGACGAAGGGGAAAUUUUGAUUGUAAUAUUUUAAUCACUCAACAACCAAUGUUGUGCGAGGGAACUCCAUAACAUUACCUAUCUUCUUCUUUCUGGAUUCCCUCUGCAACUUAUGGCGUUAUCCUCACUGCCCAUCUUCUUCUUCUUCGUUUUCGUCUUCAUAAUCAUCCCAAUUUCUCAUUCCUUACCCUUUAUUGUACUCCAUGGCAUUGGAGAUAAAUGUUCAAAUAAAGGCAUGAGGAAAUUUACUAAGUACUUGAGUGAUAAUUCUGGUUCUAAAGGAUAUUGCAUAGAAAUUGGCAACGGGGGUUGGGAUUCAUGGUUUAUGACACUUGAGGCGCAGUCUCAAAUUGUUUGCAACAAGGUGGUGAAGAAAAUGAAGGAUCUAAAAGAGGGCUUCAAUUUUGUUGGUCUCUCCCAGGGUAACUUAAUUGGUCGAGCAGUUGUGGAGUUUUGCGAUGGAGCUCCUCCCGUUCAAAAUUUUAUUUCUUUGGGCGGUCCUCAUGCUGGCAUAUCCUCCGUUCCACUUUGUGGUUCUGGUAUUUGGUGCCUACUUGCAGACGACCUUUUGAAGUUAGCUAUCUACUCAGAUGUUGUACAAAAUUCAUUGGCUCCCAGUGGAUUUAUUAAAUUACCAAAUGAUAUUCCUAACUAUUUGGAGCACUGUAAAUUUCUCCCGAAGCUCAAUAAUGAACGUCCUGAUGCCAGAAACUCCACUUACAAGGAACGAUUUAGCAGCUUAAAGAACUUGGUACUAAUCAUGUUUGAGGAUGACACUGUUCUGGUCCCAAAGGAAACGUCCUGGUUCGGAUACUACCCGGACGGAGAGUUUGAACCCAUUUUACCCCCACAGCAGACGAAGCUUUACAUUGAGGAUUGGAUUGGAUUGAGAAGCUUAGAUGAAGGUGGAAGAGUGAAAUUUAUAAAAGUUGCAGGAGGUCAUCUUGGAAUAUCUUAUAGUGAUGCAAAAAAGUACAUUGUUCCUUAUUUGGAGGAGGAACAUCAACCUUCUCAAUUUGAUCUACAAAUUAAAACAAACAAUGUCUCUUCGAGUUUAGCUUAGCUCAGAGAGAGAUAGUAAUUUUAAUAAUUCAAUCAAAAUACCUUCAACCCUUUAUGUUCAAAUACUACACUUUUAUAUAAUAAGAGAAUUUUUUUUCUUUCAA
Messenger RNA from Cucumis melo (muskmelon), 1181 nucleotides. RefSeq lists its product as uncharacterized. Lineage: Eukaryota; Viridiplantae; Streptophyta; Magnoliopsida; Cucurbitales; Cucurbitaceae. Gene Ontology annotation, molecular function: thiolester hydrolase activity; palmitoyl hydrolase activity. The transcript is spliced from 12 exons. Gene Ontology annotation, cellular component: intracellular membrane-bounded organelle. The record is from RefSeq and is a predicted model, not a curated record. Bases 128 to 1078 code for a protein of 316 amino acids.